Messenger RNA from Capronia coronata CBS 617.96, 2826 nucleotides. RefSeq lists its product as uncharacterized. Gene Ontology annotation, biological process: interstrand cross-link repair; protection from non-homologous end joining at telomere; double-strand break repair via nonhomologous end joining. The transcript has a single exon. Bases 1 to 2826 code for a protein of 941 amino acids. Lineage: Eukaryota; Fungi; Ascomycota; Eurotiomycetes; Chaetothyriales; Herpotrichiellaceae. The record is from RefSeq and is a predicted model, not a curated record. Gene Ontology annotation, molecular function: damaged DNA binding; 5'-3' DNA exonuclease activity.
AUGUUCCGAAACCCUCGCGACAAGGUGGCUGUAGACGCUGCCGGUGCAGUUUUGCCCUCAACCGGUCGUCCUCCCACUCCGCCUACCAACCGCAACAACAACCAACCGCACCGCUCCCCCUACUUCUCUCUUACACCUGCAAAACCAAAGAAAGUGGUCCCAAUGGUGAACACUCCGCUUCUCGGUCGGCAAUUGGGUAUCAAACCUUCCAGCACAAAGAAAGAGACCAUGCGCCAGAAUUCCAUCCUCAGUUUCUUCAAUAAGCCCGACAAGAAGGAUGAACCUCAAAAACACACUGCAGCCAGCGCUCCCUUGUUUUUCCAGGAUGGUCGAAGCAGACCUGAAGAUCCGGUAGUUGCCGAGACAGUAUCCCGCCGCUGCAAUGUUUCGGACCAAGAACGCUUUAAUGAGCUGGAAGGGCCCGUGAAGAGGAGGCGAACUCUUGAGGAGGACUCGGACUUCAUUGUUCGCACGCCCUCUCCAGAACUAAGACUAGGUACCAACGACCCGAACGGGCUCAAGGAUUCGGAUACCGGGGUCACACAUCAGCCAAAGCCGCAGAAGCGGCGAGGCGGGUUCCUGGCAGAUUCGAGCGACGAAGAAGAUGACAGCUGGGACGCUGUCCUGCACAACGCCAGUAACCAGCUCGAUAAUGCGGGCGAAGCACAGGAGAACGACCUGCUUGACUCGGCCGGCAGUGACAUCGAAACGAAACCCGGGGUAACCAAUUCUUCGUUGAAGCCCGCUGAUCUCGACGACAUCGAACCUAACGGCUAUGAUAGGCAUGAGCGCACCCGAAGUAAACCGACCACCGUACCCGGCCUGAAUCAUGAGGCAACGAGCAUGUUCGCCGCAGAUGAAUUCGGCGAGGAGGAUGAUUUUGAGAACGAUGAGUUCUUUGAGGGGGGCGAGGAAUACAUGGAAAGACGCUGGAUGCAAGAGCAGCGUGAACUGGAAAUGGGUCUGGACGAAGACUCGAGAUCGGAAAGUGGCGCGGAGGGUAUCAGAACACCCCGGAGUUACGUCGAAGGCGACGUCCAGGCCCAAGGUGAAGAAGGUGAUGGUCUCUCAGUCUGUCCGAUCUGUAACGGGAGCAUGAAGGGCCUUUCCGAAGCUCAGGCUUCUUCUCAUGUCAACGCCUGCCUUGAUGGCCAUGCCGAACCACUACCACCAAAAGAAGCCGAGCUCAGCAAAAUAGUUCCAAAAGACACGGCAGAUGGACCUUCCCGUCAUGGCACCCCUGCCGACAAUUUCGAUGGCCCAACUCCAAAACGCUUCCAGCGUGCUGCGAUUGCGCGCCCUGCGCAAUCCAACCCGUUCGCCGUCGGAAGCAAUGCGAAGGGGGGCUCUGCCUUUACUCGCUUGAUGUCUGGACAUGCCGAGGAUACUGCCUGGGCAGAGGCAGCAGCAAAUGAGGUGCAUUCUCGGGGCAAGCCUGCGUACCAGCGGACCUGUCCCUUUUACAAGAUCAUGCCGGGGUUUUCUAUCUGCGUUGAUGCGUUCCGCUAUGGCAAGGUUGAAGGCCAGAAUGCCUACUUUCUCAGUCACUUCCACAGUGACCACUAUAUUGGUCUUACCUCGUCCUGGCGUCACGGCCCGAUCUACGCCAGCAAGGUUACCUGUAAUCUCAUGGUACAGCAGCUGAAGGUUGAUCCGAAAUGGGUUGUACCGCUCGAAUUCGACGAAAAGGUCGAAGUACCCAACACGAAUGGAGUGCACGUUACCAUGAUCCCUGCCAACCACUGUCCUGGAUCAUCACUCUACUUGUUCGAGAAGGUCACCGGUAAAAAUAGGGACGGGUCCACAAAGACGACUCGAAUCCUUCAUUGUGGGGAUUUCCGCGCAUGUCCUGCGCACGUUGGCCAUCCUCUUCUGCGACCUGAUGUCGUUGACAGCCUCUCCGGGCAGAUCAAGCAGCAAGUCAUUGACACGUGUUACCUCGACACCACAUAUUUGACACCCAAAUACUCCUUUCCCAGCCAACAAGACGUGAUCGAUGCCUGCGCUCAGAUGUGCGUGAGUCUGUCCAAGGAGAUCGUCGAUACAAAGGACAGCUGGGAGAAGACUAAAGCAGACCGAGCUGGCAGCACGAUGAAACGGUUUCUGGAACAGGGCGAGAGCAAUCUAGCCAAAGACGCUGACCACGAGGACAAGACGGUAAAGCCCCGGGGUCGUCUCCUUGUUGUCAUCGGCACCUACUCGAUUGGCAAGGAGAGAAUAUGCCUGGGAAUCGCGAAAGCCCUGAACUCCAAGAUCUACGCGCCCCCCUCGAAAAUGCGCAUAUGCGCCUGUCUGGAGGACGACGACUUGAAUGCACGACUGACCUCGAACCCUCUCGAAGCACAGGUCCACAUGCAGACACUGAUGGAGAUCCGAGCCGAAACACUGCACGAGUACAUGACAUCCUACAAGGGUCAUUUUGCCCGCGUUGUUGGUUUCCGACCUACCGGCUGGUCCUAUCGUCCACCUACUUCACGCUUCACAGAAAAUCCGGCAGUAAGCACGGUUCUACAUUCCGACGGGUGGAAGACACGUUACACAAUGCGUGAUCUGGCACCUCAACGCGGAAGCACAAGAGAAUCCAACUGUUUUGGGGUGCCCUAUUCUGAACAUAGCUCGUUUAGAGAGCUCACCAUGUUUUGCUGCGCGCUACGAAUCAAUCGAAUCGUGCCCACUGUCAACGUCGGCAGUGCCAAGAACCGGGAGAAGAUGAAGGCCUGGAUCGAAAAAUGGGACGCGGAGAAGCGUAAGAACGGACUCUUCAAGGUUGAGGUCGGGGCUGAAGGCUGGGGCAGUGGAGAUGGCAAGCUGCAGUAUGGAGUGUAA